Punica granatum (pomegranate) is the source of this 1497-nucleotide messenger RNA. Lineage: Eukaryota; Viridiplantae; Streptophyta; Magnoliopsida; Myrtales; Lythraceae. The record is from RefSeq and is a predicted model, not a curated record.
CCGUCAUCUUCAGUCGUCAGCUCCUCUCCCGAAGCAAAGGAAACUGCUGAAUCAGAGGGAACUUGGAUUUUCAUCACUCCGGGCGCUAUUCCCCCCUCAAUACCUCCCGGGCGGACUCCGAUGCAUGAGACACAGCACAGGGAUCUUUGCCUGUCAGAUCUCUCCCUGUAAGAUCUCAUUUGGCUGUUUCUAAGCGGGAACCAAGCCAUGCCUUCAUCUCCCAAAUUGCUCCACCACGGCCGCCCGGCGCCGCGCAGAUCGACGGUCGUUGUGCUGGCCACCUGCCUCCUCAUCGGAUUCUCCGGCUUCAUUUUCGGUCUCACGGCGAUUUUCAGCUCAAGUCGGUACAAAUGCCCCGCUGCUGAGCCUCGAUCGGUGCGUGUUGUUUGGGAGAGAGAAGGCGGUGGCAGCGACGGGAUAUUCGCGAGCGGUGGAGCUGAGAAUGUGAAGAGGCAUAAGGUGAUGGGGUUUGUUGGUAUUCAGACCGGAUUUGGAUCCGCCGGACGACGGAGAUCGCUGCGGCGGACUUGGAUGCCCUCCGAUCGGCAAGGCCUUAAACGCUUGGAAGAAUCCACUGGAUUGGCCUUCAGGUUUGUCAUCGGAAGAACCAAAGACAAAUCAAAGAUGUCGGAGCUCAAAAAGGAAGUGGCAGAAUAUGAUGACUUCGUGCUGUUGGACAUCGAAGAGCAAUACAGUAUGCUCCCAUACAAAACGCUAGCUUUCUUUAAAGCUGCCUACGCUCUCUUUGAUUCCGAGUUUUAUGUUAAGGCUGACGAUGAUAUAUAUCUGAGACCAGAUCGCCUUUCGCUGCUUUUAGCAAAAGAGAGAAGUCAUUCUCAAACUUAUAUUGGAUGCAUGAAGAAAGGGCCAGUUUUCACAGAUCCCAAGCUCAAAUGGUUUGAGCCAAAGGGCCACAUGCUUGGCAGUGAGUACUUCCUGCAUGCCUAUGGUCCAAUCUACGCUCUUUCUGCUGAUGUUGUUUCAAGUUUAGUUGCUCUUAGAAACAAUAGUUUCCGAAUGUUCAGCAAUGAGGAUGUUACAAUUGGUGCAUGGAUGCUGGCGAUGAAUGUGAACCAUGAGAAUGAAAAAGCACUUUGCCAACCCGAGUGUACGACAUCAUCUAUUGCUGUUUGGGACAUACCAAAGUGUUCAGGACUCUGCGAACCCGAGAAGAAAUUACUGGAACUUCAUCAAAAGGAGGUUUGCUCCAAGAGCCCAACAAUGGAGCCUGAUGAAUAGUGAUAGGAUCACCAACUCGCGAUACUAUCACAUGCAGAUUUCUUGUACCAUCUUAGUGCUUCUACCUCUGAUUUUGCAAUGUUUUUUUUGUCUCUGAAGGCUGACCAGGUACUAUCGAUAUUGAUUCAUUUAUCACUCGAGCCACACUCUUCACACUAUACCUGUACAAACAAUUUAGAGUAGCUGAUAGUUCGUAGCGAUGUAAUCACCCUCCAUUCUUGAGUUUUCAAGAGUGUAUAAUUUCUUCUCUUCUUAUCA